Molecule: messenger RNA, 5078 nt
Organism: Chaetomium strumarium
Lineage: Eukaryota; Fungi; Ascomycota; Sordariomycetes; Sordariales; Chaetomiaceae
Product: DNA replication factor Dna2-domain-containing protein
Exons: 5
Coding region: 321-4697 (1458 amino acids)
Source: RefSeq, a predicted model, not a curated record
GGGUAAUCGCGAGGCCUGUACAGCUUAGUUUGUCCAGAGGAAGGUGGGCUACUGUUUCUACUUGGCAUUCGUGACGCGCUCCACGACGCGUCCCGGCAUCUUAACGCGACGGGACUUGUCAAUUAGAAGAAGCACACCCCCGCUUCCCCAAGUGCAGGGGCAGACGAGCGACAUUGUCUUGCAGUAUGCUGCCUUGUUCUCGUCCGGACUGUCACCAGUGCACACUGCUGUACUCGAUCCCACGGCAUUAGCCCGUGUAUACAUGUGCGUGCACUUACUUUGCAGUACAUGCAUAGCGUCAGGCGCGAUCUGAAGGCGCAAUGCCUCUCUACAAGUCCUUCUCUGAACAGAGCGCGGCUCCCGGGCGCCGGCGACCGCAAUGGCAGAGAUCGAAGAGUGGCCCGGCUCCCCAGACCACCGUCCCCCCUCGCCCACUCCCUGUCUCCGAAAAGACGAAGAACAAGCUGCUCGCGUACCAGUUCGAGCUUCCCGCUCCCCGAACAGACGCCGAGGACACGAACUCGAAGCACACAGCACCUCCGCAGCCAGCCAAGGUCGGCAGCGCUGUGACACCAGCCAGUCGCUCCACAUGGCAGGACCUGCUGGGAAAGCCUGGAGCCCCGACGGAGGACGAGAAUCAAUCCCCGAAUGAACGCGUCCUUUGGCGCAACGACCACGAUGCCAACCAGCCCGUUGCCAUGUCCCCGCUGCUCUCACGAAAGGGCCGCAAACGCGCAAGGAGCUCGUCACCCGUGUCGUCCCCUGCUUCGAAGCACACCACGCCCGCCGUCGACGUCAAGAAGCUGGCCGAAGUCCUGAGGACGCCCAACGCCGACCCAGCCCUCGAACUAUGGGACCGCUUCUCUGUUCCCGGCUCGUGUACUAGCCCCUCCGGCCUGACGAACCCCCUGCUUGCACAGCUCAUGGUCUCGUCCUCGCCUCGUCCCAAAGAGGGCGGCGGAUCGGGCAGCGCAAGACCGUUGAGGAAAGCUAUCAGCUGCGGUUCUCACUGGCCCAAGCGGCGGAAACUUGAGCGGACCGAGUCGGAGGCGGCGGAUCCGGUUGCGGGGAAGUCGCAGCCAGACUCGAAGUUAUCCAUGGUUUCGGCCUUGUUGGAGACGGUCACCGAAGGAAUCAGGAAGUCGAAGUCAGCCCAGCCGAAGUCACCCUCGCCCCGGCCGCGCCCGCAGGGCCAGAGAAACUCGCCACUCGGUCCGGGCCCCGUCAGACGGUCACCUUCGCCGCGACAGUCCGGCAGUUCGCCGUUAGCCAAGAAGUCGACGCGACUGGAACCGGAGGGAGACGUCGCUAAAGUCCCUUUAGCCGAUAAGGCCUUCUCUGAUUACGGAGAUGACGACUUUGACGACGACAAAUUGUUGGAGCUUGAUGCGAGCAUCCUUGAGCAAAGAGACGAUCCUACUCUGGUUGUCUCCUCCGAAGGACCGGACCAACAAGCUCUUACCCUCGGUGAUCAUCGAAAACUCUCACCGGCUGCCCCAAAGCCUGUCGACGACGAGUUUGGCGAUCUGGAUGAUGACUUCUUUGACGGGGCCGAAGACUUGGUCGCCGAGGUGGAGGCAAGGCACAUGUCCCAGAAGAAUACCCAGGAUCCCUCCCAGGGGCAACGGCACGAUAGGUCGGCCAAGGCCUGCGGAGGAAAAGGAUAUGACGAUGAUGAUGAUGACGCGUACGGUGAUGACUUUGACGACGAUAUUGACUUUGAUGCCGUCGAACGCGCAGCAGCACAGGCCGCCUCCUGCCCCUCCCCCUCCAAUCCCAGCCAGAAGCCCAGGGCAAUCCAGCGGUAUCUGAUUACGAACGUGCUUGACAGCUCUUAUACCGAUGAACGCGGCCGGGAACAGCCCGAAAAAAUAUUGCUCGUGGAAGCGGAGAGAACCAAGACUACGAGAAUGGUCCAUCUCAGGGGUGACUGGUACGACACACAAGCGAGCACCAAGGCAUACGUGCAUAUUAUCGGCGAAUUUGAGCCUUCCGGAAGAUGCGUUAUUGACAACAACCACAAUACCCUCAUCCUGCACCCUGACCAGCUAGUCUCGUCCACUGUUGUAGCCGACUCCUUUACCUGUAUGCGUCGCGCUGUUCUUCAGGACCGAGUCAAGGCCACCAGCGAGGCAACGCCUGCUUUGGUCUACGGCAACAUCCUGCAUGAGGUCUUCCAGGAGGCCUUGAUGGCGAAUAGCUGGGAUCUGGGCUUUCUGGGGUCUGUUAUUAACAAGAUCCUGCCAAAGCAUCUGGAAGACCUCUACGUCAUCAAGGUCAGCUUGGAGGACGCCCGCUCCCAUCUGCUGUCCAAAAUGACGGAGCUAAGGUCUUGGGCCGAAGCCUUUGUCGCGGCAAACCCAAAGCCAAAUGCCUUCGUCCAGGGCAAGAACGGCGAGCGGGUCAACAUGUGUGUCAGCAAGCUGCUCGAUGUAGAGGAGCACGUCUGGUCGCCCAUGUACGGCCUCAAGGGAAACAUCGACGCUACGGUGCAGGUGACGAUGCGAGACGGGAAGGCAUCCAAGACGCUGACGGUGCCCUUCGAGGUCAAGACGGGAAAGAAUGCCACCGCGAACCACCAGGCGCAGACGGUGCUGUACAACCUCCUUCUCUCGGACCGAUACGACAUUGAGAUCGCCUACGGCAUCCUGUAUUACAUGGAGACCUCGCAGACGCUGCGCAUCCCCGCGAUACGGCACGAGCUUCGCCACAUGAUCAUGCAGCGGAAUGUCCUGGCCUGCUACAUCCGAGAACGGAGCGUUCAGCUUCCGCCCAUGAAGAGGAGCAAGAACGCCUGCGGCAAGUGCUACGCACAAGCGUCGUGUUUUACCUACCAUAGGCUCGCCGACGACGGCAACGGCGAGACGAGCGGGCUGAACGAGAAAUUCGACGAGCUGGUCAAGCACCUGACUCCGACUCACAAGGAGUUCUUCCUGAAGUGGGAGGAUCUCCUCACCAAGGAAGAAAAGGAGAGCCAGAAGCUGCGCCGCGAGCUCUGGACCAUGGUCAGCACCGAGCGCGAGAAGCUGGGCCGCUGCUUUGCAAACGUCAUCAUCCAGGAAGGGUCGGCGCAUGAAGACAAGCACCAGGCCAAGAUCAACCGGUUUUCCUACACGUUCGUUAAGGAAAACCCAGCGCCCGGCUUUUCGUUCGUAGAUUCGCAGCUCACCGUAGGAGAACCCAUUGUUGUCUCUGACGAGCAGGGCCACUUUGCACUUGCGCUCGGAUACGUGACGGCCGUCAGGAAGCAGCAGAUCAGUGUCGCCGUGGACCGACGCCUCCACAACGCCCGCAUUCGGCAGCCGGGGUUUGACGCCGUGGACAACCAGGUGUUUGCGAGCAUCAUGGAGGUGGCGCCCGAGGGAGCAAAGCCAGAGCAGAGCCAGGGGAAGAUCAAGGAGGCGCCGAUCCGCUACCGGCUGGACAAGGACGAGUUCAGCAACGGCAUGGCCACGGUGCGGAGCAACCUCGUGCAGACCAUGGCCGACGGCCCCUUUGGUUCGGCCGAGAUCCGGCGGCUCGUUGUCGACCUUGUCCCGCCGAGGUUCAAGACUACGCCGACGCAGUACACCAUUGCGGGCAAGGACAGCCUGAACGUUGACCAGAAGGCCGCCGUGGAGAAGGCCCUGCGCUUCGCCGAGCUGCACAUCCCGGACAUGGACGCGCUCCGCGCCCGCCACUUCAGCGCCACCUCGUUUCUCUCGUCGCAACAACAACAACGACAACGGCAGCAAUCCGGCCCCGGUUCCAGCCACAGCCUGAGUCCAUCCCGCCAGGCCUCCUUCUGCCCGAGCCCGCGCCGGAGCGCCUGCUGGCUCGCCGACCUGCUCGCGCCCGAGGCGCGCGUGCGCUUCGUCAACACGGACGGCCUCCUCCCGCACGCGCGCGAGCAGGCCAAGGGCAACCGCAUCGUCAACCCGUGCGAGGCGCGCGUCGUGGCGCAGCUGGUCGACGCCCUGCUGGCCGUCGGCGUGCCCGCGCGAGAGGUCGGCGUGGUCACGCACUACCGCUCGCAGCUGGCGCUGCUCCGGCAUUCGCUCCUCAGGAAGGGCGACAGGGAUGGCGGGGUGGUGGAGAUGCACACCGCGGACCGGUUCCAGGGCCGCGACAAGGCGGUUGUCAUCCUUAGCCUGGUGCGGAACAACGAGAACUGUGCGAUCGGCGAGCUGCUGAAGGACUGGCGCCGUAUCAAUGUCGCCUUCACGCGGGCCAAGACCAAGUUGCUCGUCGUCGGCAGCCGGGCGACGCUGGGCGGGUGUGGCGAGGGCGAGAUGCUGGCUAGGUUUGUGAGGCUUAUGGAGGAGCGUGACUGGGUCUAUGACCUCCCCCCCGGGGCGUUGGACGCGCAUUUUUGGGAAGAUGCUGCUGUCGCCAGCGGAGCGGUGGUGGUGGGGACACAGGGCAGUGUUGGUGUUGUUGGUGGCGCGGUGGCUGGUGCUGCUGCUCUUCCUGCUGUCGACCCUGCUGGGAAAGGGGUGGACCGUACGACUAAGGGAGCAAGGAAGGCGGCAGCGGCAGCGGCAGCGGCAGCGGCAGCCACAACCGAGGCUGCGAGCGGUGUGAUCGGGGGGGAAGAGAACCGCCCCGCGGGCCAGAAGCAGCCGAAGAAGGCCGCUAGGAUCGGGGAGCGCGCCAUGCUCAAGGGGAAGCCGGUUUUGCGGGAUAUUCUGAAUGACAUGAUGGAUGGCGGAUACUAGUACUGAGAGUACUAAUUCACUUGGUGACGGGCGGGGGACCGUCUGCAGCUUUGUUUGUUGUAGGGUGUUGAAGAUUCUUUUUUGACUUCGCUCGGUCCGAGUCUAUGGGCAUGUCACGUUAUGCUUGGUUGAGCUAUGUUUGCCUUUGGCUGCGUUACUACUGGACAGUUGGAGCGUGUAAUGGCGGCUUGGAGAGCGCGGCCUGAUAGUUGGGGGAUUAUCUAUCUGGGUGGUAGCAGGUACGGGUACCAGGUACGGCAGAAAUAUGAUGGAUUGCUACACACUCCUGUUGACCGUUUCCCUGCCAUACUCACUCGAGAGUCUUGGUGGCCAUUACUUUGGCAACAGAGUCUGGCGACAACUCGUCUAGUAGUACGUCAC